Molecule: messenger RNA, 624 nt
Organism: Paraphaeosphaeria sporulosa
Lineage: Eukaryota; Fungi; Ascomycota; Dothideomycetes; Pleosporales; Didymosphaeriaceae
Exons: 2
Coding region: 89-586 (165 amino acids)
Source: RefSeq, a predicted model, not a curated record
UCUUCACGAACAAUGAUGACCACGCUGCCACCUCACUGCGAUCAUCACUCAACCCAUUCGAGUGACUCGAAACGCCAGUUGACUGGUCAUGAAGGAUCUCUUGACAUUGAGAACAUCUAUUUCGAAUCAUCCCCACUUCAGAAGGAUCUGCAAUGUUUUCAUUUACCAAAUCUACACUAUUUGGCUUUGUACCUUAUCCGACCUCAAGACCAUAACAAUCCCCGCUAGUAUAUAUGGCUUGAUAGGUGCAUUUUCUGGAGCACCUCUCUUGUCUGACUCACUUCCACCACGCUUUGCCAUUUCUCGUGUGCCGCAUGACGCACUCAAAAAGCCAUGGAGACCGAUGCCAUCACGUCGAACAUCGGUCAUGGCUGCCAAUACGCUGAUGAUGGCCAUGUACGGUUCAAACAUGUUCAUGUCUUUCAUAUUGGGCACUCAUCGGCACGCGCUAUCAAUGUUGCUUUUGGGCAUCUGUUACAAUCGCCUGGGAGAAGCUGACUUCAGCUGCGUGGAAAAGAAUUUCAUCAAUGCCGUAGGAUAUAUAUCCUUUAUCACUGGAGCUCUUGUCAGCGGGAGGCAAUCAUAGACAAAGGCAAAAUCUGGCGAAAUGAGGAGUACUACAAG